AUCUAUUCCACUUCACACGAGACAACCAAAAACCAACAAACAUUCAUCUAACUCAAAUACACUCUCUUUAACUUGUUAGCAACCAUGGGGACUGAUUCAAUUUACCGGCGGUCGCCAUUUUACGGCUGUAUGUCACCGUCAUGUAUUCCGGUGCACGAAGAAUAUUCGCGUAUAAACGAGUGUCGCCGGGGAGGACGUGGCAGCUAUGGGAAAACAUGGAGAAAGAUGCUGAAGAAAUUGGUGAAUGAAGGGAAGAAUGUGUAUGGAAAAAAGAAUUUGACGUUUCGCUAUGAUGCAGUUAGUUACUCGCAGAAUUUCGAUGAAGGAUGUAAUAAAGAUGAUUAUCCUAUACGUCAUCACCAAGUGUUCACAGAUUUCAGAAUUACUAAUGUACGAUUUUGCUAUUGUGGACUUGUUGCUGAUCUUAAGAUGUACAAGACACCAAUAAAUCUUGGAAGAAGGUUUUGGGGCUGCCAAAGAUAUGCAAGUGAUAAUGAAUAUGGCUAUUUUCGAUGGGUUGAUCCGGCUGAUCCAAUAUGCCAAGAACAAUACGACAUACUAAUGAACUCUACAAGUGUUGGUAGGGAAGGCAUGGAAGGUCGACUUGCUGCAUUGUUGCCACAGUUAUGGUUAUUGUUCUUUGGUUCCUUAUCUUUUGUAUGUAAGAUUGGUUUUCUAGUUCAGUUGUUUAGGCUUGUUAUUUUCAGUUGGAAAGUGCGCUGCCCGAGUUUGUCCUCCACCAAACACAAUAUCUCGGGGACACAGUUGUUUACUAAUUCUCUUUAUGAUACGAUGAGAGUACAGAAGGCGAGAUUUUAG
Lycium ferocissimum is the source of this 819-nucleotide messenger RNA. RefSeq lists its product as uncharacterized. The transcript is spliced from 2 exons. Lineage: Eukaryota; Viridiplantae; Streptophyta; Magnoliopsida; Solanales; Solanaceae. The record is from RefSeq and is a predicted model, not a curated record. Bases 85 to 819 code for a protein of 244 amino acids. Gene Ontology annotation, molecular function: zinc ion binding.